Medioppia subpectinata is the source of this 944-nucleotide messenger RNA. The record is from the annotation of a GenBank genome assembly. Lineage: Eukaryota; Metazoa; Arthropoda; Arachnida; Sarcoptiformes; Oppiidae.
CCGACGUGAUUAUCAUUGAUCACGCGAUGAACUUUCCGGCCAUUUUAACCUCGGGCAUACCCUGGGUGUUCAGCUACAGCGCUAACCCGUUGUCACUAGACUUGGGCCACGAAGAUCACCGACUACCUCCCUCAUUAUUGGGUUUGCCAAUAAAUAGCGAUAAAAAUGAGUGGGAAGUACUGCGGCAACGGCUCAAAAAGAUUCGCCUCGAGGGAUGGCCAGCAUAUAGGGAUUGGUUGGUGAAGGAGGGUUGCCAACCGGAUCAGCUACCCCUGGAAGGCCAGCUCUGGUCACCCUCGCCCUAUGCCAACGUUUACAUGUUUACUAAAGAGCUAGAUUACACAGAUGUGCGUCCAUUGCCCGACACAUAUCACCGGUUUGAUUACUGUAUGCGCACCGAGAGUGAAGGCCAGGAGCCGUUUACUGUGCCCGAGUGUUUAAGGGACAAACCUGGUAAACUUAUAUACCUCUCGCUGGGCUCCAUGGGUAGCGCAAAUGUUGAGCUAAUGCGCCGAUUGGUUGACAUACUGGCCAACAGCCCGCACAGAUUUAUUGUGUCCAAGGGUAUUUGCCACGAUCAAUAUACACUUCCGGAUAAUAUGUGGGGCGCACGCACUGUACCACAGCUACAGGUGCUACGCAUGGUUGAUUUGAUGAUUACGCACGGUGGUAAUAAUACGGUGACCGAGUGCAUGUACCAUGGUAAGCCGAUGGUAGUAAUGCCCCUGUUUUGGGAUCAGUUUGAUAACGCUCAGCGCGUUCACGAACAGGGGUUUGGCGUACGUAUGGAUCCGUUCGUAUGCACUGCCCCUGACUUGUUGGCCACCGUUGAUAGGCUUUUGGAUGAUAAAGAAUUGGCUAAACGAUUGGCCACAGUUUCACAUAGGAUUCAGACCGAGAAGAGUUUGAAUAGGAUUGUGCAGAUUGUAGAGAAUCUGUGUAAG